AUGCGUACACCGAGAAGAUCAUCCCCAACAAAGCUGAGCCCGCCGUCAGCGCCUCACUCCCCAUCUACCGGAUUGCCCCCGCCCCCGCCCCCGCCUCCUAAUGUACCCAUUACGAUCCCAAAAGUGGAUUAUUUACUCAACAAUGGUGGGCUCAAAUAUCAUGUCCCUAGAAGUUUCUUUGGAGCUGGAGAGUCUGCAAAUAUGCCGCAGGAUUUCUUCAAACCCGCGGCAGCUGCUUCCAAACUUUUCGAGCCGUACAAUAAGUUGCUUGAUGACUACGGAGUAGUGAUAUCGAAAUGUGGAUCCCUCGCCGUGGCCACAGGGUAUAGAUCGGUUGCAAGGAGGCUCCUGGACAGCGACGAACCGAUGCAGAAGAUGGAUAUGGACAUUCCCGAAGAGUUUAGGGAACAUUUCGUUCGCCAGUCCAGGAAAACGAAGCACGCUGUGGAUAAAUGGCUUUCUUACAGCAACGACCAAGGCAGCAGCCCGCCUAAUGAGAUUGAUGACGAGACACUGAUGUUUGCCAUGCUAACUUAUCUAGACCAGGAGGAGAGAGAACUCUUCAGUGCGCUAUUAGACAUUGCAAUGACGCCCCCAGAGCCAAAGCGUGAAACUCCCAAACCACGAGAUCGACCGGAUGCCAUCGUUCAGUCCGGCGCUGCAAUCCAGCGUUUAUACAGACUAUCCAUACCACCUCGUGACCCUGAAACAGCGCUCUAUUUGCUGAAGAACCCGGGCAUACACCAUGUCCUAGCCACACUCGCAGCCAUCAGCAGCGAUGAAUGGGACAUUCUCAUCUCCGGACGUUUCGAUGGAUUUCUCCGUAGUGGGGCAGACGAUGACCUUCCCCAAACGUUCUCCGCCGCAUCCGUCCGUGCCCCUCGGCCUGGAUCCACUCGACCGGUUUCGCAAGCUUCUAACGCCAGGCUCCGAAACAUCAGCCAGCCGUAUUGUGGUCCUUCAUAUCCAUCCCGCACCUCCACUCCAGCCCCUGCCUCAUUUGGCGCCCCCAUCUACGUCGACGAAGACACCGAAAUCGCCGCCCUUGCUGAAAUUGAACGGGACAUCUACCUCGGCAUGGAAGCGCUGGAAGACGCCUUUGAAGUCCUGCAUGUCAAAGCGGAAGCGAUCCGUGGCGCCCUUCGGGAACGCGGUGCGGGGUUGCAAGUUGCCAAUCUAACACGGCGCGGGGGAUCCGGAGGUGUUGAAGUGCUCUCGGGCACGCCUGCGGCGGGCAUCGGGGGCUACGGCCUGAAUGGCAACGGCGGCUGGGAGAGCUCAACGGAUGACGGGAUUGAAGAUGGGGUUUCAGAGAUAUUGCCCUCCGAUUCCGCGAGUAAUAUUAGCUCGAGUAGGAGGCGGCGGCCGAAGAGACGGAGCGAGAGGCGGACGCCGGUUGUUUUUGAGGAGGAGGAGGAGGGUGAAGAUAAUGAUAUUGUUGCGACCCAUGAUUACAGGACGAGGAAGAAGUAUUAG
Molecule: messenger RNA, 1476 nt
Organism: Histoplasma mississippiense
Lineage: Eukaryota; Fungi; Ascomycota; Eurotiomycetes; Onygenales; Ajellomycetaceae
Exons: 2
Coding region: 1-1476 (491 amino acids)
Cellular component (GO): nucleus
Molecular function (GO): DNA binding
Source: RefSeq, a predicted model, not a curated record